AUGUCGGAUCAACAAUUUCCGGGUCGAUUUCCCAGUGAAGUAAUCACAGAAAUCUUAACCCGAUUACCCGCAAAAUCCGUUUGUCGAUUCAAAUGUGUUUCAAAAACCUGGAAAUCCUUAAUCUGUGACCCCCAUUUCGUCACUUCCUACAUUGUUCACAACUCAUCUUCAUCUUCAUGGAUUAUCGUUGAUCGAUUUGUCACCGAGUCAAAAGAGAAGGUAACUCAGUUCAACCCAGCUCAAAACCCUAACAUUUCAUCACUUUCUGCAAAUCAUCAUCGUUUAAUUUACGAACCAGUUACUAGUGAGUGGAAACCUACCAAAAACCCACCUGUAAUUGUAGCUUCUAGCAAUGGGUUGCUUCUGGUUUCGUUUCAUAUCGAAAGAGAUCCCUUUAAAGAAUAUGAGAAAAACCCUAAUCAAUUUUCUCAUCACAAAACGGAAUUUGUUUUGGUUGUCAUAAACCCAGUAACCGGUGAGUGGGUCCCACUUCCGAAACUCGAGGGCUCGAUAAAUAAGCUGAAUUCUGUAGGGUUUAUGUCAAGGCUUGAUUGUUCUUGUAAUGGGGUUGUGGAGAAGUUUAUUGUUGUCGAGUAUCAGCCUAUUGUUGGGAGUGAUUCUGGUUCUUUAUUGUGCUUUUCGUCGGAUACCGGCAAAUGGGUUGAUAAACCUGCUAGUUAUAUGCUUGGGAUGCAUUUUUGGAGGGCUGAAGGGGUGUUUGAGUUUGCUGGACGUUUCUUUUGGGUUGAUUUAAGUUGUGGGGUGAUUACUUGGGAUGAUGAUGACCCUUUUCGCGGUGUUGAGGAGGAGAAGGAGAUGGCUCGAUGUCGGUUUAUUCCGCUUCCUAAGGGGUGUAGGAAGCCCUUUAAUACUCUGAAAUUGGAGGAUGAACGGGACAUUUUCGGGGCUGGAGGGUAUAUUCACUAUAUGGAGAUGUUUAGAAAAGGAGAUUUUGUGUUGACGUUGUGGAGGUUAAAAGAUUUUGAAUCUGGUGUGAACGAAUGGAAUUUGGUGUUCAAUUUGUCUCGUGUGGAUGUUGAGAGUGUUCUGUGUUGUGGUGUGGAUAAGUCACUGCCCCGGCUUUGUUUCAUCCAUCCUUUUGAUGUUGAUAUAGUCUUCUUUAGCACGGAAGAUCGAAUCUUUUCCUAUAAUCUUCAGACUCAAAAGGUGGAGGCUGAUGCUAGCUUCACUGGACAUAAGUAUGUUAUCCCAUUUGUGCUCCCGUGUUGGCCAACUUUGCUUCCUCCCCGGUUGUGUAAGUGGCUCUUUCAAUGUUUCAUUAGCUCUAGCCUGUUCGUAGAAUAG
This is a messenger RNA of Chenopodium quinoa (quinoa), 1305 nucleotides long. Its product is annotated as putative F-box/kelch-repeat protein At4g22430. The record is from RefSeq and is a predicted model, not a curated record. NCBI's taxonomy places the organism in Eukaryota, Viridiplantae, Streptophyta, Magnoliopsida, Caryophyllales, Amaranthaceae. Bases 1 to 1305 code for a protein of 434 amino acids. The transcript has a single exon. Gene Ontology annotation, molecular function: protein binding.